Gallus gallus (chicken) is the source of this 1519-nucleotide messenger RNA. Its product is annotated as olfactory receptor 14A16-like. Lineage: Eukaryota; Metazoa; Chordata; Aves; Galliformes; Phasianidae. Gene Ontology annotation, biological process: G protein-coupled receptor signaling pathway. The record is from RefSeq and is a predicted model, not a curated record. Gene Ontology annotation, cellular component: membrane. Gene Ontology annotation, molecular function: olfactory receptor activity; G protein-coupled receptor activity. The coding region runs from base 320 to 1519 and encodes 399 amino acids. The transcript has a single exon.
UGGGGAAUCCAAAUCCAAAAAUAGAAUCUGUAUUUUCCUCUCAUCUUCUAGAGAGCAAGGUGUGAAGUUUACUUUAGUCAGUGGGAGACUGCAUACAACAAAGCUUUUUCAUCCUAUCACUCAUACAGGAUCUGAAGAAACAGAGAUUUUGCAAAUCACUUUGAAGUCAGGCUCUCCCUUACCCAAAUGACAAAAUGUGUGCAGAUCUGGUUCAGUGCUGAUCUCAUGAGCAUCUCUUUCCUUUGCCCAGCAUGGCAGCAUGAGCUCUGUGAUUCUGAUACUAUAGACCCAUCUCUGAAGGAUGGAAAUGUAGGAUGAGAUGAAUUCCAUCUUCCUCCCUUGCUGUGAUAAAAAGAGAAUAUUCCCAAAGAUGCACUGGUCAGAAUCUGAAUCAGUCAAAGCAAGGAUCCAAGUGCAGAAAACUUCCCAAGUCAAAUCUAAGAGACACUGGUGGAAACUUCCAUGUCCCCAAAGGCUCAGAACAGGACUGGCUCCUCUGAAGUGUAUUCUAAUGUCUCCUUGUCUUCUCCUCUGCACAGAACCACAUUCCCAGAAGUACCAGAUGCCCAACAGUAGCUCCAUCAGCGAGUUCCUCCUCCUGGCGUUGGCAGACACGCGGCAGCUGCAGCUCCUGCACUUCUGGCUCUCGCUGGGCAUCUACCUGGCUGCCCUCCUGGGCAACGGCCUCAUCAGCACAGUCGUAGCCUGCGACCACCGCCUGCACACCCCCAUGUACUUCUUCCUCCUCAACCUCGCCCUCCUCGACCUGGGCUGCAUCUCCACCACUCUCCCCAAAGCCAUGGCCAAUGCCCUCUGGCACACCAGGGCCAUCUCCUACGCAGGAUGUGCUGCACAGGUCUUUCUGUUUGUUUUUCUCAUGUCAACAGAAUAUUCUGUCCUCACGGUCAUGUCCUAUGACCGCUACGUUGCCAUCUGCAAGCCCCUGCACUACGCGACCCUGCUGGGCAGCAGAGCUUGUGCCACCAUGGCAGUAGCUGCCUGGGGCACGGGGGUUCUCUAUUCCCUGCUGCACACUGCCAAUACAUUUUCACUGCCUCUGUGCCAAGGCAAUGCUGUGGAUCAGUUCUUCUGUGAAAUCCCCCAGAUCCUCAAGCUCUCCUGCUCAGAUGCUUACCUCAGGGAAGCUGGGCUUAUUGCCUUUAGUGUCGCUAUGGAGUUUGGGUGUUUCAUCUUCAUUGUUGUGUCCUAUGUGCAGAUCUUCAGGGCCGUGUUAAGGAUGCCCUCUGAGCAGGGACGGCACAAAGCCUUCUCCACAUGCCUCCCUCAUCUGGCCGUGCUCUCCCUGUUUCUCAGCACUGGUAUGAUUGCCUAUUUGAAGCCCCACUCUGUCUCCUCCCCCUCUCUGGAUAUCGUGGUUUCAUUUCUGUACUCAGUGGUGCCUCCAGCACUGAACCCCCUCAUCUACAGCAUGAGGAGCCAGGAGCUCAAGGAUGCUCUGUGGAAACUGAUGACCAAACGUCUUUUGAAAGCAAUGAACUGCCCAUGUUUAUCUAUAUAG